Molecule: messenger RNA, 1463 nt
Organism: Erythranthe guttata (spotted monkey flower)
Lineage: Eukaryota; Viridiplantae; Streptophyta; Magnoliopsida; Lamiales; Phrymaceae
Product: glycosyltransferase 6
Cellular component (GO): endosome; trans-Golgi network; membrane
Molecular function (GO): galactosyltransferase activity
Source: RefSeq, a predicted model, not a curated record
UUUUUAUUUUUACCUAAUAAUAAAUAAUGGCGAAAAACAACGGCCGGAGCAAAGCGGCAUCUUUUUUCUCCGACGGGUUUUUUUUCGUCGGCGGAGGGCUGGUUGCUUUCUUGUUGGUAUGGGCAUUAUGGUCUUUCUUCGCUCUCAGCCCUAGCCCCACCCCCACCCCAACUCCUAGUUUCUCCACCUCUUCAUUUUCCGCCGCCGUGCCCGAGAGCUGCGACGGCGGCGGCGGCGGCGUCUCCGGUCCUAACCUCCGUUACGACCCGCCGGAGAAGAAUUUCUACGACGACCCAAAACUCAGCUACACAAUCGACACGCCGCCGGUCAAAAACUGGGACGAGAAGAGAAGGGAGUGGCUGAAGCAGCACCCUUCCUUCGCCGCCGGAGCAGACCGCCGGAUUCUCCUCGUCACCGGUUCUCAGCCGACGCCAUGCAAGAACCCCAUCGGAGACUACCUCCUCCUGAAGCUGUUCAAGAACAAGGUCGACUACUGCCGCCGCCACGGCAUCGACAUCUUCUACAACAACGUCCUCCUCCACCCCAAAAUGUUCUCCUUCUGGGCCAAAACUCCGACGGUGAAGGCGGCGAUGCUUGCCCACCCGGAGGCGGAGUGGAUCUGGUGGGUCGACUCCGACGCCGCCUUCACCGACAUGGAUUUCGAGCUCCCCCUCGACAAAUACAACCACCACAACAUGAUCAUCCACGGCUGGCCCCACCUAAUCUACGAGAAGCAAAGCUGGACAAGCAUAAACGCCGGCGUUUUCCUGAUCCGAAAUUCGCAGUGGGCCAUGGACUUCAUGGACACGUGGGCCCGAAUGGGCCCGCAGUCACCCGAGUACGAUAAAUGGGGCGAGAUCCAAAAGUCAACUUUCAAGGACAAAAUAUUCCCGGAAUCCGACGACCAGUCGGGAUUAGUUUAUCUGCUGCUGAAGGAUAAGGAUAAAUGGGGUGAUAAGAUUUAUCUGGAGAGCGGUUACUACUUCGAGGGGUACUGGAUGGAAAUUGUCGGGAAUUUCGAGAACAUAACCGAGCGGUACAAACAGGUGGAGGCGGCGGAGGGGAGGCUGAGGCGGAGGCACGCGGAGAAGGUGAGCGAGGGGUAUGUUCCGGUGUGGGAGGAGCACCUUAAGGAGGCUGGGUACGGGAGGGGGAGCUGGAGGAGGCCGUUCAUCACGCAUUUCACGGGGUGCCAGCCGUGCAGUGGGGACCACAACCAGAUGUACUCCGGCCAGACAUGCUUCGACGCCAUGCAGAAGGCUUUGAUCUUCGCGGAUAAUCAGGUGCUUAGGAGUUAUGGGUACGUGCACCCGGAUCUACUGGAUCCCUCCACUGUGCUUCCUCUGCCCUUUGAUUAUCCUGCUUCGUAAUUGGGAAAAAAAAAAGUGUGUAAUUAUAUAUAAUGGAUGCUGAGUAUUAAAAAUAUGUAAGUAUAUAUGUAAUGUGUUUUUUUUUUUUUUUUU